AUGGAGGAUCUGAAACCUCGCCUGGCUGCUUAUCGCUUUGUCGCCUAUACGGCGGUGAUUUUCUCGGUGAUUGCGGUAUUGUCGAUAUGCUUCACGUUGCCAAUGGUCUACAGCUAUAUCCAUCACGUGAAAAAAUCUCUCCGAAACGACAUCAAAUUCUGUCGAGGCUCGGCACGAGACAUCUGGGAUGAGGUGAACUACAUCCAGAAUGCCCCACCAUCAAAUCGCACACGACGUCAAGCCGAUCCAUGCGCUAAUUGCUGUCUGCCAGGUCCCGCUGGUCCUCCUGGACCAGCUGGAAGACCUGGCCGACCCGGAGCUCCUGGAGCCCCUGGAAUGCCUGGCCAUCCUGGCCGUCCUCCAGCGCUUCCGUGCGAGCCUGUAACGCCACCACCAUGUCCUCCCUGCGAAGGCGGUCGCCCUGGGCCACCUGGACCUCCCGGACCGCCUGGACCAGCUGGAGGUCCUGGCCAAGCCUCAGUGGCAGCAGCCAAUCCUCCUGGACCCCCUGGACCGAAGGGUCCACCAGGACCACCUGGAAAGCCUGGAGGACCUGGACAAGCUGGUGCGCCUGGCCAAGAUGCAGCAGGCGGUUAUGCAGGUGCCGGAGCGCCGGGACCAGCAGGACCACCCGGACCACCUGGUCCCCCAGGACCCAAUGGACAUCCAGGAGGCGGCGGUGGAGCUGGUACUCCUGGACCAAAGGGACCACCUGGACCUCCUGGUCAACCUGGACCACCUGGAAACCCUGGCGCACCUGGUCAGGCUGGCACUGCGGGACAUGGUGGAGAGCGUGGAAUCUGUCCGAAGGUAUUG
Messenger RNA from Ostertagia ostertagi, 816 nucleotides. The record is from the annotation of a GenBank genome assembly. NCBI's taxonomy places the organism in Eukaryota, Metazoa, Nematoda, Chromadorea, Rhabditida, Trichostrongylidae.